UAGGAAGGAAAGCCGGCCUCCCUGGCGGCGCUGGUGCUGCAGCAGCCCCGCAGAACGAGGUGUUCCGCGUUACAGGAAUAAACAUGCACCCCGAGGCCUUGGAGCCAGUGGCAAGCCAGGGAGCGGAGCAAGACUGCGCCGUGGAUCCCGGCGUGGAGGCGUCUGCGGGGGACCACGGGAGCGCAGGCCAAGGGGGCCGCAAGGAAGAAAUUAACAAGCCCAAGGAAACAUGCGUGGAUCCCUCCGGCACAUCCUCCCAAAGCGAGCAGAAACAAAGUGGUGACAGCAGGUCAGACAGUCGCUUAGGACACCCACGAGAUGACAGGGAUGACCGAAGCCCCAGAAUGACUAAAAGUUUCCUGCAAAAACUCUGCAAGCAACACAAGCUUUACAUUACCCCAGCCCUGAAUGACACGCUGUAUUUACACUUUAAAGGCUUUGAUCGCAUUGAGAACUUGGAAGAAUACACAGGGCUGCGCUGUCUUUGGCUGGAGUGCAAUGGGAUACAGAAAAUCGAGAACCUGGAUGCCCAAACCGAGUUGCGGUGUCUUUUCUUACAAGUGAACUUGAUUCAUAAAAUCGAAAACCUAGAACCUCUGCAGAAACUGGAUGCCCUUAACCUCAGCAACAAUUACAUCAAGACCAUUGAAAACCUCUCCUGCCUUCCAGUCCUGAACACACUACAGAUGGCGCACAACCAUUUAGAGAGUGUGGAAGACAUUCAGCAUCUGAAGGAAUGUUUGAAACUUUGCGUGCUUGACCUCUCCCACAAUAAGCUGAGUGAUCCAGAGAUCCUGAGGGUUCUCGAGAGCAUGCCCGAUUUGCGUGUACUGAAUUUGAUUGGAAACCCAGUUAUUAAGCACAUUGCUAGUUAUCGGAGGACAGUUACCAUUCGACUUAAACACUUAACAUAUCUGGAUGACAGACCUGUUUUUCCAAAAGACAGAGCUUGUGCAGAGGCCUGGGCUCGGGGAGGGUACGCAGCUGAGAAGGAGGAGAGACGGCAGUGGGAGAGCAGAGAGCAGAGGAAGAUUGCAGACAGCAUUGAAGCCCUGGCGAUGAUCAAGAGGCGGGCUGCAGAAAGGAAAAGGCAGAGAGAAGCCCAAGAGAAAGGGGAGACCCUGCUGCCAAAUGACGAUGAGGAAGUGCGUGCCAAGGAGGAAGAAAAGGAAGGGCCUCCUCUGGACCAAGGAACGCGGCAGAAGAUGGAGAUGUUCGUUAAGGAAAGCUUUGAGGCGAAGGAUGAGCUAUUCCCAGAAAAGCCCGGUGGAGAAAGGGAGCUGCCUGAGGGGGCUGAUGGGGAGACUGAGGAUCAGGAGCCAGGAGUGGCACUCCCAGCCAGGCCUCUGACCCCGCCAGCUCUGGGCGCUGUGGAGGAAGAUUCAACUGUCCACAUUGUGGCCACUGAGGGUGCAUUAGUUACAGAACUUGAUGGAGCUGAAGAUAUAGAAACCAUCGAACUGAAGACAAAGGAGAAGCUCUUCAUUGAUGACCUACCUGACCUGGAAGACAUCGAUGCCAGUGAAUUUCUCAGCAACCAGGACAAGGUUACCAGGACACAUUUCCCCCACAACCAGGAUCCUUCCACUCUCACUUUAGUCUUGUCAUUUACACAGCUUAUCUCCUUGCCUUGAAAGAAGUAAAAUGCUCUUUUUGAGUAAAGCAUCGCAUACACCCACUUUCUGCACAUCUCAAAAGAAAGGGAACGUGGCUGUAUGCUGUUGCUCACUCCCUUAAGGUUUCAUGGUCAACUACUUGGGUUUCCUGGGCACCUGUUUUUAUCACGUUGCACAUAAUUACCUGAAUACACUUUUCUGUCCUUAUGAUGUGUUUAUAUGUCCACGUGGUGCAUGUCUGUGUGACUGUAACCACACAUAGAAGGAAGGAAAGGAGAGACAGGAAGGAGUGGAUGAGGCACAGUGCGGAAUGCUCCCAAGGUAAUCGUCUUUCUCUCCAUCUCUCCCUU
This is a messenger RNA of Loxodonta africana (African savanna elephant), 1966 nucleotides long. It is a transcript of the gene DNAAF1, whose product is annotated as dynein axonemal assembly factor 1. Gene Ontology annotation, molecular function: protein binding. NCBI's taxonomy places the organism in Eukaryota, Metazoa, Chordata, Mammalia, Proboscidea, Elephantidae. Bases 84 to 1634 code for a protein of 516 amino acids. The transcript has 10 exons. The record is from RefSeq and is a predicted model, not a curated record.